AUGGGAAUAGUGAGCUCAGGACUUGGCUUUCCUGUGAAAACGUCUUCGAAUCAAGAACUUCCGGCAAAAUUGGCGACAGAUUUGAUGAAAAUGCUGGAAGGAGAACCGAAGAAGCAGGGUAUACCUUAUGGAAUCAAUGCGAAGGAAGAAGCAAAGAUUCAGAAAAAGGAUUCACCGUUGGACAACUUGGCACACAGUUUUUUGGAAAUGUUGAUGCCUACAACAACUAGAGCUCCACAAUUAGAUUUUUUUAGCCUUUUAAAUGUGGGUUUUUUUUGGAAUCAGUGGUUUUCAGAUUGAUUUUAGUAGGUAUAGGCGGCUUUUGGAUUUGUUUUAUUAGAUGUUAGCGGCUUUUUCAUUGAUUUUAGUAGGUUUAGCCCUUUUGGAUUCAUUUUAUAAUAGUAAGUAAAUGCUUGCUAUUACUGCCUUGUGACUUUUGUUUUAGGGUAAUUUGGUGAUUUUUAAUUCAAAAAUUAAAAAAAAAUAAGAAAUUUUUAACUUUUAAGGGUCUAAAAAAGUCUUGUCGUUUUUGACCUUGAAAACCUAUGCUAAAUGACGACCAGACUUUUUUCUAACCAUAAUAAACCUUAAUUUUAAAAUUUUUUGAUUUCUAACUGAAUAUACCUGCCAUUUCCAGCCCUCAAACCAGCCAAUGGACGCCCUUCUGCCUCAGCCUCCAAUAAUGCCAUUGAAUCCGAAUGCUCGUCAAUUCGAUUUUGGCAAUGAUCGACUCGUACUGCGUGAAGGAGCUGGCGCCGAACCGACCCAAGACUUUUUGACCAAGACCUUAGGUGGGCCGUGGCAGGAACGGGGAGUCAAAUGGGCCGAAAAUGGUAAUAUUUUAUUGGUGAAUCGAAGUGGAAAUCGAUUUUUGGGCUCGGAACUGGCUGUUAGAGAUCGAACAGUAGAGAUUCCGUUCAAUCAAUGGUUGAAUAUGGCUUCGAAUCUGAUGGACUUGGCUGAUGAUCGGAGGAUUUAA
Messenger RNA from Bursaphelenchus okinawaensis, 979 nucleotides. The record is from the annotation of a GenBank genome assembly. NCBI's taxonomy places the organism in Eukaryota, Metazoa, Nematoda, Chromadorea, Rhabditida, Aphelenchoididae.